Molecule: messenger RNA, 2431 nt
Organism: Panonychus citri (citrus red mite)
Lineage: Eukaryota; Metazoa; Arthropoda; Arachnida; Trombidiformes; Tetranychidae
Product: aldehyde dehydrogenase 1A1-like
Exons: 8
Coding region: 312-1781 (489 amino acids)
Molecular function (GO): aldehyde dehydrogenase (NAD+) activity
Source: RefSeq, a predicted model, not a curated record
UAUGAGAGAGAAAGUCAACUUUCUUCUCUCCCCAUUAGCAACAUUUUUCUCUGUCUGUGUUUGUGUCUUUUUUCUUGUUCAUUUCUUUUUUUUUCCUUCAAUCGUUUCAUCAAUUGUGUGUUUUGCUUUUGGUUAAAUUAUCGUGCUAACAAUUAACCAUCACAUGAGAAUAAAAGUUUGUUCUUUUACAAAGGAAACUAUUUAAUUCAACAACGUUCUUUUCCACAUAUUCUCAGAAUUUUCUUUUCCAUCAGCAACAAUUACAAUCUAAUUCUAUCAAAAGAUUUUUUGGAACGAACCCUUUAUUAAGAAUGGCUACUCAAGUUGAAGUUAAAUUCACUCAGAUUUUCAUCAACAAUGAAUUUGUUGAUUCUGUUAAUGGUAAAAAAUUUCCAACAAUUAAUCCAUCAACUGGUGAACAAAUUUGUUUAGUUGCCGAGGGAGAUUCAGCAGAUAUUAACAAGGCUGUUGCAGCUGCAAAAGAAGCGUUUAAACUUGGAUCAGAAUGGCGAACUAUGGAUGCCUCAGCUCGUGGUAAAUUACUUAAUAAACUUGCAGAUCUUAUUGAACGUGAUGCUGAUUACCUUGCGAAACUGGAAACUUUAGACAAUGGAAAACCUUAUAAAUUGUCUUUGGGUGAUGUUAACGGUGCUGCAGCUCAUCUUCGUUACCAUGCUGGUUGGGCUGAUAAAGUACAAGGUAAAACUGUUCCUAUGGAUGGUGAUCAUUUUUCUUUCACUCGAGUUGAACCUUUCGGUGUUUGUGGUCAAAUUAUCCCAUGGAACUUUCCUCUCGAGAUGUUCGUCUGGAAAAUUGCUCCAGCCUUGUGUUGUGGUAACACUGUGGUUCUUAAACCAGCCGAGCAAACACCCUUGACAGCUCUUUAUGCUUGUUCGUUGAUUAAAGAGGCAGGAUUCCCCGCCGGUGUUGUUAAUGUUGUUCCUGGUUAUGGUCCAACUGCCGGUGCUCCUUUGGUUACUCAUCCUGAUGUUGCUAAAAUUGCAUUUACUGGUUCAACUGAAGUUGGUAAGAUUAUCUUACAAUCAGCUGGAAAAGAUUCAAUUAAAAAGGUAUCACUUGAACUUGGUGGUAAAAGUCCAUUGGUAGUUAUGAAUGAUGCUGACAUCGAUCUUGCUGUUAAUAUCGCUCAUGAAGCUUGUAUGUUUAAUCAAGGUCAAUGUUGUUGUGCUGCAACUCGAACUUUCGUCCAAGAAAGUAUUUACGACGAGUUUGUACAAAAGAGUCGUGAACUUGCUUUAAAACGAACUGUUGGUGAUCCAUUUAAUGAUUCAACUGCACAAGGUCCACAAAUUGAUGACGAUCAAUUCAAGAAGAUUUUAAGUCUAAUUGAAGAUGGAGAAAAGGAAGGAGCUAAACUCGAGUGCGGAGGUAAAGCCGUUGGAAACAAAGGUUACUUUAUCCAACCAACUGUUUUCUCUAAUGUCAAGGAUAACAUGAAGAUCGCUGUUGAAGAAAUUUUCGGUCCUGUUCAACAGAUUCUUAAAUUUAAGACUUUAGAUGAGGUUAUCGAACGAUCAAAUGAUACAACUUAUGGAUUAGCCGCUGGUAUCAUAACCAAAGACAUGGACACCGCCUUAAUGUACACUCAAGGAGUUCGAGCGGGAACAGUUUGGGUUAACACUUUCCUCAGUUUAGGACCACAAAUGCCAUUUGGUGGUUACAAAAUGUCUGGUGUUGGCAGAGAAGGAGGAGAAGACGGAAUCAAAGAAUACUAUCAAGUCAAAUCUGUUGUUGUCAAGAUCCCAAAGAAAAAUGCCUAAAAAAGCAUAUCGGGUUGAUGCUUUAAAAGAUUUCCAUUAAUUUUAACAUUACCAAGGAUAUUAACUUGUUACUAGAGCUUCAAAGAUUAAAUCUUUAACAUUUUAAUGAUGUACUUUGCAAAUAAUAUUAAAAAUAAUUAACUAAUCAAAUUAAUAUAAAAUUCCAUCGCCUGCAAAUAGUAAAGUAAAUGAGGUUAAACGACAACGAUCUCGAGCAAUUAAUACUUCAGUAUUACCCGUUCUUAAAGAGGAAAUGUCAAUGACUAUGGUCAAUACUCGAGACAUUUCAUCAAUAAAUGAGAUUCCUGAUUGGAUUAAAUUGGAAGCUGAAAGAUGGGAAACUGAAUUAGAUGAUCGAAAAGUGGAAUUGUGUCAAACUUAUCCUUUAUCGAAUCGUGGACUUGAGCUUCGUAAUUAUUUUCAACUUUUUCAUGAGCAAAUGGAAAUUCUUAACAAUCAGCUGAUGGAAAGUCAACAAAGAAAUAAUGUUUAUCAGAAUCAAAUUAGUGAAUUAGUUACCCAAGUAGCUCAAUUGCGAAGAGAGCAAAGGAAAGUUACUGGUCAUUUCUGUAUAAUUAUCUAAUUGACCAAUUUAAUCAACUAACUCUCAACAUGUAAAUAAAAUAAUAUAUCGAAAUUUUCUUUCCAAA